This is a messenger RNA of Acipenser ruthenus (sterlet), 17345 nucleotides long. RefSeq names its product ryanodine receptor 1-like. Gene Ontology annotation, biological process: intracellular calcium ion homeostasis; calcium ion transmembrane transport. The transcript has 106 exons. Bases 219 to 15419 code for a protein of 5066 amino acids. The record is from RefSeq and is a predicted model, not a curated record. NCBI's taxonomy places the organism in Eukaryota, Metazoa, Chordata, Actinopteri, Acipenseriformes, Acipenseridae. Gene Ontology annotation, molecular function: ryanodine-sensitive calcium-release channel activity; protein binding. Gene Ontology annotation, cellular component: smooth endoplasmic reticulum; sarcoplasmic reticulum membrane; calcium channel complex.
AGAGAGAGAGAGAGAGAGAGAGAGAGAGAGAGAGAGAGAGAAAAGCUGAGGGGUUGAGUGUGCAGCACACAAACACAGAGAGAUAUAGAGAAGAGGACAUUGAUUUACAGACACAUACAGAGAGAGGUAGAGAGAGACUGAGGGGUAGAUAGAGAGAGAGAGAGAGAGAGGGGGGAUUUGAAUUACCUCGAAGUUGGACAGGUUAAACUUGGCAGAAGAUGGCUGAGGGAGGGGAGGGUGAGGAGGAGAUCCAGUUUCUCCGGACGGGUGACGAGGUGGUGCUUCAGUGCACAGCGUCUGUCCUGAAGGAGCAGAUCAAGCUGUGUCUCACCGCUGAAGGAUUCGGAAACCGACUGUGCUUCCUGGAACCCACGUCCAACGCUCAGAAUGUUCCCCCGGAUUUGGCUAUCUGUUCCUUUUUCCUGGAGCAGUCGCUGUCCGUGCGAGCCCUGCAGGAAAUGCUGGCGAAUACUGUGGAAAUGGGCAACGAGACGCUCGAUUUGGACAAAUGGUCCUCACAGGGAGGAGGUCACCGGACUCUGCUGUACGGACACGCUAUCCUGCUCCGACACUACCACAGCAGCAUGUACCUAAGCUGCCUGACCACCUCGCGCUCGCUCACGGAUAAACUGGCCUUCGACGUCGGACUGCAAGAAGACGCCACGGGUGAAGCCUGCUGGUGGACGAUCCACCCUGCGUCCAAGCAGAGGUCAGAAGGUGAGAAGGUCAGGGUCGGUGAUGAUCUCAUUCUUGUCAGUGUGUCUUCUGAGAGAUACUUGCACCUCUCCUAUGCCAGCGGGGACCUCAUGGUCGACGCCUCCUUCAUGCAGACUCUCUGGAACAUGAACCCCAUCUGCUCUGGCUGUGAGCUGGCAGAAGGGUUCCUCACUGGAGGCCACGUGCUCAGGCUGUUCCACGGACACAUGGACGAGUGCCUGGCCAUCUCUGCCUCGGACCAGGGGGAAGAGCAGCGCAGGCAAGCGCACUAUGAAGGAGGAACCGUGUGUAGCCACGCCCGGUCGCUAUGGAGACUGGAGCCCCUGCGAAUCAGCUGGAGCGGGAGCCACAUGAAGUGGGGGCAGCCCUUCCGCGUGCGCCACGUGACCACGGGACGCUACCUGUGCUUAGAGGAGGACAAGGGGCUGAUGGUGGUGGACCCGGAGCGAGCCAACACCAAGCGCUCGGCGUUCUGCUUCCGCGCCUCAAAGGAGAAGUCUGAGGUCGCCCACAAGCGGGACGUGGAGGGGAUGGGCACCCCUGAGAUUAAGUAUGGAGAGUCGAUGUGUUUCGUGCAGCACGUUUCCACGGGACUCUGGCUCACCUACGCCUCCGUGGACGCCAAGUCAGCCCGUCUGGGACCGCUCAAGAGGAAGGCGAUCCUGCACCAGGAGGGUCACAUGGACGACGCGCUGUCCCUCUCUCGCUCGCAGCAGGAGGAGUCUCAGGCCUCCCGCAUGAUCUACAGCACCACCGGCCUCUUCACACAGUUCAUCAAGGGCCUGGACUCCCUGAGUGGAAAGAACAAAUCUCAGAGCCCCGUGUCCCUCCCGAUGGACGCGGUGAGCCUGAGCCUGCAGGAUCUCAUCAACUACUUCCAGCCACCGGAGGAGGAGCUGCAGCACGAGGAGAAGCAGACCAAGCUGAGAUCUCUCAAGAACAGGCAGAACCUGUUCCAGGAGGAGGGAAUGAUCACGCUGGUGCUGAACUGUAUCGACCGUCUCAAUGUCUACAACACGGCUGCGCAUUUCUCGGAGUUCGCUGGGGAGGAGGCAGCGGAGUCCUGGAAGGAGAUUGUGAACCUGCUGUACGAGCUGCUGGCCUCCCUCAUCCGUGGGAAUCGAUCCAACUGCGCUCUCUUCUCUGACAACCUGGACUGGCUGGUGAGCAAACUGGACCGUCUCGAAGCCUCCUCAGGUAUCCUGGAGGUGCUGUACUGUGUCCUGAUCGAGAGCCCUGAGGUGCUCAACAUCAUCCAGGAGAAUCACAUCAAGUCCAUCAUCUCCCUGCUGGACAAGCAUGGCCGCAACCACAAGGUUCUGGAUGUCCUCUGCUCUCUGUGUGUGUGUAACGGUGUCGCUGUGAGGUCCAAUCAAAACCUCAUCACAGAGAACCUCCUGCCGGGUCGGGACCUGCUCUUACAAACCAACCUCAUCAACUACGUCACCAGUAUGAGGCCCAACCUCUUCAUGGGCACGUGCGAGGGCUCCACGCAGUACAAGAAGUGGUACUUCGAGGUGAUGGUGGACUGCGUGGACUCCUUCGUGGCGGCUCAGGCCACGCACCUGCGGGUGGGGUGGGCCCUGACUGAGGGGUACAGCCCCUAUCCUGGGGGUGGCGAGGGCUGGGGCAGCAACGGGGUGGGGGACGAUCUCUACUCAUACGGGUUCGACGGGCUGCACCUCUGGUCUGGGCGUGUCCCGCGAGCGGUUGCCUCCCCCAGUCAGCACUUGCUGGCCCCCGAUGAUGUGGUGAGCUGCUGCCUGGACCUCAGUGUGCCCAGCAUCUCCUUCAGAGUCAAUGGGCACCCGGUCCAGGGCAUGUUCGAGAACUUCAACCUGGACGGGCUCUUCUUCCCAGUCGUCAGCUGCUCUGCUGGGGUGAAGGUUCGUUUCCUGCUGGGCGGUCGCCAUGGCGAGUUCAAGUUCCUGCCUCCGCCGGGCUACGCUCCGUGCUACGAGGCGCUGCUCCCGAAGGAGAGGAUGAGGAUCGAGCCGAUAAAGGAGUACAAGCACGACUUCGAUGGGAUCCGAAACCUGCUGGGGCCGACCCAGUCCCUGACCCACACCGCCUUCACACCCUGCCCUCUGGACACUGCGCAGAUCGUGCUGCCCCCUCAUCUGGAGAGAAUCAGAGAGAAGCUGGCAGAAAACAUCCACGAGCUGUGGUCACUGACCCGCAUCGAGCAGGGCUGGACCUACGGCACGUUCCGGGACGACAACAAGAAGCUGCACCCGUGCCUGCUGGACUUCCAUCGGCUUCCUGAGCCAGAGAGGAACUACAACCUGCAGAUGUCCGGGGAGACCCUGAAGACGCUGCUGGCGCUGGGCUGCCAUGUUGGGAUGGCUGAUGAGAAGGCGGAGGAGAAUCUGAAGAAGACCAAGCUCCCGAAAACCUACAUUAUGAGCAGCGGGUACAAGCCAGCCCCUCUGGACCUGAACCACGUGAAGCUCACCCCUGCCCAGAACACCCUCGUGGACCGGCUCGCUGAGAACGGGCACAACGUGUGGGCACGGGACCGGGUGCGGCAGGGCUGGACCUACAGCAUCGUGCAGGACAUCCUGAACAAGCGGAACCCUCGCCUGGUCCCGUACAACCUGCUUGACGAGCGCACGAAGAAGACCAAUCGGGACAGCCUGUGCGAGGCCGUCCGCACUCUGAUUGGCUACGGCUACAACAUCGAGCCUCCAGACCAGGAGUCCAGUGGUCACAGCUCUGCCGGAUGUUGCGCAGACAAGGUGCGUGUUUUCCGCGCGGAGAAGUCGUACGCGGUGCACGCUGGGAAGUGGUACUUCGAGUUCGAGGCAGUGACCACGGGGGAGAUGCGCGUGGGCUGGGCGCGGCCAAACGUGCGCGCGGACGUGGGGCUGGGAGUGGACGAGCUCGCCUACGUCUUCAACGGCUGCAAGGCUCAGCGCUGGCACGUCGGCAGCGAGCCUUUCGGUCGGAACUGGCAGUCGGGAGACGUGGUGGGCUGUAUGAUCGAUCUGACAGAGAAUAACAUCAUGUUCACCCUCAACGGAGAGAUGCUGAUCAGCGACUCGGGCUCCGACCUCGCCUUCAAAGGAAUCGAGAUUGAGGAGGGGUUCCUCCCCGUCUGCAGUCUGGGGAUGUCCCAGGUGGGGCGACUCAACCUGGGGCAGGACGUCAGCAGCCUCCGGUACUUCACCAUCUGUGGCCUGCAGGAAGGGUUUGAACCUUUUGCCAUCAACAUGAAGAGAGACAUCACCAUGUGGUUCAGCAAGAGCCUGCCCCAGUUCAUCCCAGUGCCGACGGAUCACAGCCACAUCGAGCUCUCCCGCAUCGACGGCACGGUCGACAACCCCCCCUGCCUGAAGCUCACACACAAGACAUUCGGCUCUCAGAACAGCAACACGGACCUGCUCUUCCUGAGGCUCAGCAUGCCCGUGGAGUUCCACGAGACGUUCCGCGUGCAGGCAGGGACCACGCCCCUGACACGGGCUCUCACCAUCCCCGAGGAGGAGGUGAAGGACGUGGAGCCGGACUCGGAGUUCGAGCAGCACAAGAAAUCGGCCAGCCGCAAGGAGGCCGAGGCCACGGGGGACAAGGACCAGCCGGGGGUUCAGGCCAAAGAGCAGGCAGCAGCAGCAGCAAAGGAAAGCGGGAAGGGGGAGAACGACAAGGACACGACCACAGAGAAGAGCAAGAAGAGAGGCUUCCUGUUCAAGGCGAAGAAGCCCGCCUUCAUCUCCCCUCCCCCGGUGGUGCCCACCAUGCCCCGGCUUGUGGAGGACGUCGUCCCCGAUGACCGCGAUGACCAGGAGAUGAUCAUGAACACGACCACGUACUACUACUCCGUGCGGAUCUUUGCCGGGCAGGAGCCCAGCGGGGUGUGGGUGGGCUGGGUGACCCCCGAUUACCACCAGCACGACCCCAACUUCGACCUCAGCAAGGUGCGCAGCGUCACGGUCACCGUGGGAGACGACAAGGGCAACGUGCACGACAGCAUGAAGCGCAGUAACUGCUACAUGGUGUGGGGAGGGGAGUUCAGCAACAACACUCAACAAACACGCAUCAGCCAGGAGGACCUCGUGAUUGGCUGCCUGGUCGACCUGGCAACCGGCUUCAUGACCUUCACGGCCAAUGGGAAGGAGAUAAACACCUUUUACCAGGUGGAGCCCAACACCAAGCUGUUCCCGGCCGUGUUUGCCCUUCCCUCCAGCCAAAACAUGCUGCAGGUUGAGCUGGGCAAGCUCAAGAACAUCAUGCCGAUCUCCGCCGCGAUGUUCCGGAGCGAGCGCAAGAACCCGGUGCCGCAGUGCCCGCCGCGGCUCGACAUGCAGAUGCUGACCCCCGUGGUGUGGAGCCGCAUGCCCAACGAGUUCCUGUCCACGGACACGGGCCGGGUCUCCGAGCGCCACGGCUGGAUGGUGGAGUGCAGCGAGCCGCUCAUCAUGAUGGCACUGCACAUCCCCGAGGAGAACAGAUGUAUCGAUAUCCUGGAGCUGUCGGAGCGCCUGGACCUGCUCAAGUUCCACUCCCACACCCUGAAGCUGUACUGCGCCGUGUGCGCCCUGGGGAACAACCGCGUGGCCCACGCGCUGUGCAGCCACGUGGACGAGUCCCAGCUGCUGUACACCAUCGAGAACGCCUACCUGCCGGGGCCCCUGCGCUCCGGGUACUACGACCUGCUCAUCAGCAUCCACCUGGAGUCCGCCAAACGCUCGCGGCUAAUGAUGAACAACGAGUUCAUCGUGCCGAUGACGGAGGAGACGCGCAGCAUCACGCUGUACCCCGACGAGAGCAAGAGGCACGGCCUGCCCGGCGUGGGGCUCAGCACCUGCCUGCGCCCCAAACUCCACUUCUCACCCACCAGCUUCGUGGGGACCAACCCCGACCUCUACACCCUGAGCCCUUCCAUCCCCCUGCAGAUCCUCAAGACGAAAGCCAUCAACAUGCUGACAGAGGCGGUUCAGGACGGCGGGCAGCACACGCGGGACCCAGUAGGGGGCAGCGUGGAGUUCCAGUUCGUCCCGGUGCUCAAGCUGAUCAGUACCCUGCUCAUCAUGGGCAUCUUCCAGGACGAGGACGUCAAACACAUCCUCAAGAUGAUCGAGCCCAACGUCUUCGGAGUGCUGGAGGGGCAGGUGGAGGGAGAGGGGGAGGCGGAGGAGCGGGCCAAGGAAGAGGGGUGCGAGGAAGAGGCCAAAGAGCAAGAGGAGGCACCGGAAGAAGGGGAGGAAGGAUUCGAGGAGGACGAAGAGGAAGAGGAGGAGGAGGAGGAGGAGGAGAAAGAGGAGGAGGUGGAGGAGGAGGAGAAAGAGGUGGUGGUGGAGGAGGAGAAGGCGCUGGAAGCAGGGGAAGGAGACUCCAAGGAGGAGGAAGAGGGGCUGGAGGAAGGGCUUCUGCAGAUGAAGCUGCCUGAGUCUGUCAAGCUGCAGAUGUGUAACCUGCUUCAGUACUUCUGUGACUGCGAGCUUCGGCACAGAGUGGAGGGGAUCAUCUCGUACUCUGACCACUUCGUCAAACUCAUCCAGGCCAAUCAGAGGGAGCGAUACAACGAGCUCAUGAUGGCGUUCACCAUGAGCGCCGCGGAGACCGCGCGCAAGACCAGAGAGUUCCGCUCGCCACCGCAGGAGCAGGUCAACAUGCUGCUGAACUUCAAGCACGGGCCGGAAGAGGAGGAGUGCCCCGUCCCGGACGAGAUAAGAGAGGACCUGAUCGACUUCCACAACGACCUGCUCACUCACUGUGGAGUGCACAUCGAGGAGGAGGAGGAAGAGGAGGAGGUGGACAGCUCCCUGAGAGGAAGGCUCUUCAGCCUGGUGGACCGGGUCAGGAACUUCCGCAAGAAGAAAGUGGAGGAGGAUCUAGAACCAGAGGAGGACAGCAAACCCAGCACUCUCCAGGAGCUGAUCUCCCACACCAUGGUCCACUGGGCCCAGGAGUCGUUCAUCCAGAACCCGGAGCUGGUGCGGCUGAUGUUCAGCCUGCUGCACCGGCAGUACGACGGCAUCGGGGAGCUGAUCCGAGCCCUGCCCAAGGCCUACACCAUCAACGCCGUGUCGGUGCAGGACACCAUGGACCUGCUGGAGUGCCUGGGGCAGAUCCGCUCCCUGCUCAUCGUGCAGAUGGGCCCCGAGGAGGAGAGGCUCAUGAUCCAGAGCAUCGGGAACAUCAUGAACAACAAGGUGUUCUACCAGCACCCCAACCUGAUGCGCGCCCUGGGCAUGCACGAGACGGUGAUGGAGGUGAUGGUGAACGUGCUGGGGGGAGGCGACUCCAAGGAGAUCCGCUUCCCCAAGAUGGUGACCAACUGCUGCCGCUUCCUCUGCUACUUCUGCAGGAUCAGCCGGCAGAACCAGCGCGCCAUGUUCGAUCACCUGAGCUACCUGCUGGAGAACAGCGGCAUAGGACUGGGAAUGAGGGGUUCCACUCCCCUCGAUGUAGCUGCGGCUUCUGUGAUUGACAACAAUGAGCUGGCACUGGCUCUGGAGGAGCAGGACCUGGAGAAGGUUGUGACGUACCUGGCUAGCUCAGGCCUGCAGAGCUGCCCCAUGCUCCUGGCGAAGGGGUACCCCGAUAUCGGCUGGAAUCCCGGGGGUGGGGAGCGAUACCUCGACUUCCUUCGAUUUGCCGUGUUCGUCAACGGGGAGAGCGUGGAAGAGAACGCCAACGUGGUCGUGAGGCUCCUGAUUCGCCGGCCCGAGUGCUUCGGCCCCGCCCUGCGCGGAGAGGGGGGGAACGGGCUGCUGGCUGCCAUCGAGGAGGCCAUCAAGAUCUCAGAGGACCCGGCGAGGGACGGGCCGACCGUCAAGAAGGACCGCCGCUUCCCCAUGUUCGGAGGGGAGGAGGCCCAGGAGGAGAACAGAGUGCAUCUUGGGAACGCCAUCAUGUCGUUCUACUCUGCGCUCAUCGACUUGCUGGGGCGCUGCGCCCCGGAGAUGCACUUGAUCCAGGCUGGGAAGGGCGAGGCCCUGCGUAUUCGAGCCAUCCUGCGCUCACUGGUCCCCAUUGAGGACCUGGUGGGUGUGAUCAGCCUCCCAGUGCAGAUCCCUGCCUUCGGAAAAGACGGGAAUCCCGUUGAGCCCAAGAUGUCAGCGAGUUUCGUCCCGGAUCACAAGGCCCCGAUGGUUCUGUUCCUGGACCGAGUCUACGGCAUUGAGAACCAGGACUUCCUGCUGCACGUGCUGGAGGUCGGCUUCCUGCCGGACAUGAGGGCCGCCGCCUCUCUCGACACGGCGGCGUUCAGCACCACUGAGAUGGCUCUUGCUCUGAACCGCUACCUGUGCUCCGCGGUGCUGCCCCUCCUCACUAAGUGCGCUCCUCUGUUCGCCGGCACCGAGCACAGGGCCAUCAUGGUCGACUCCAUGCUGCACACCAUCUACCGGCUCUCCAGGGGGCGCUCUCUCACCAAGGCGCAGCGCGACGUCAUCGAGGAGUGCCUCAUGUCUCUCUGCAGGUCCCUCCGCCCCUCCAUGCUGCAGCAUCUCCUGAGACGGCUGGUGUUUGACGUGCCGAUCCUCAACGAAUACGCCAAGAUGCCCCUCAAGCUGCUGAAUAACCAUUAUGAACGCUGCUGGAAGUAUUACUGCCUCCCCAACGGCUGGGCCAACUACGGAGUGACCUCGGAGGAGGAGCUUCACCUGACCCGGAAGUUGUUCUGGGGCAUCGUCGAGUCUCUAGCGCACAAGAAAUUCGACGCCGAGCUGUUCAAGCUAGCCAUGCUGACUCUCUGCUCCAUCGCGGGCGCGAUCCCUCCGGACUACGUGGAUGCGAGCUACUCCUCCCAGACCGAGAAAAAGGCUUCCGUCGACGCCGAGGGCAACUUCGACCCCAAGCCAGUCGAGACCACCAACACUAUAAUCCCUGAGAAAUUGGACAUGUUUAUUAAUAAGUAUGCCGAAUACACUCACGACAGAUGGGCCUUUGAGAAGAUCCAGAACAACUGGAGCUACGGAGAAGUGAUCGACGAGAACGUGAAAACUCACCCCAUGCUGCGCCCCUACAAGACCUUCUCCGAGAAGGACAAGGAGAUUUACCGCUGGCCCAUCAAGGAGUCGAUCAAAGCGAUGAUCGCGUGGGAGUGGACUCUGGAGAAAGCGCGAGAGGGGGAGGAGGAGAAGACAGAGAAGAAAACCAAGACUCGCAAGAUCUCUCAGUCCGCUCAGGCGACCUACGACCCCAGCCAUGGCUACAACCCCCAGCCCAUCGACAUCUCAGGGAGCUCCCUCUCCAGAGAGCUUCAGGCCAUGGCAGAGCAGCUGGCUGAGAAUUACCACAACACCUGGGGCCGCAAGAAGAAGCUGGAGCUGCAGUCUAAAGGGGGCGGUACCCACCCUCUGCUGGUUCCCUACGACACCCUAACUGCGAAGGAGAAAGCUCGGGACCGUGAGAAGGCUUACGAGCUGCUCAAGUUCCUGCAGCUCAACGGAUACUCAGUGACCAGGGGUCUGAAGGACAUGGAGCUCGACACAUCCUCUGUUGAGAAGCGCUUUGCCUACGGCUUCCUGCAAAAGCUGCUCAAGUGGAUGGACAUCGCCCAGGAGUUCAUUGCCCACCUGGAGGCUGUGGUGAGCAGCGGGAGGGUCGAGAAAUCUCCGCACGAGCAGGAGAUUAAAUUCUUCGCGAAGAUUCUCUUGCCUCUGAUUAACCAGUACUUCAAGAACCACUGCCUGUACUUCCUCUCCACUCCAGCUCAAGUGCUGGGCAGUGGUGGGCACUCGUCCAACAAGGAGAAAGAGAUGAUCGCCAGUAUCUUCUGUAAGUUGGCAGCGCUGGUGCGUCACAGAGUCUCUUUGUUUGGAACGGAUGGCCCAGCUGUAGUGGACUGUCUUCACAUUCUGGCUCGCUCCCUGGACGCCAGGACGGUGAUGAAGUCCGGCCCGGAGAUCGUGAAGGCCGGCCUGCGCUCGUUCUUCGAGAACGCCGCGGAGGACAUCGAGAAGACGGUGGAGAACCUGAAGCUGGGGAAGGUGUCUCAGAACCGGACCCAGGUGAAAGGCGUGUCUCAGAACAUCAGCUACACCACGGUGGCGCUGCUCCCCGUCCUCACCUCGCUGUUCGAGCACAUCGCGCAGCACCAGUUCGGAGACGAUGUCAUCUUGGAUGACAUGCAGGUCUCUUGCUAUCGCAUCAUGUGCAGCAUCUACUCUCUGGGCACCACCAAGAACCCCUACGUGGAAAGGCAGCGCCCCGCUCUGGGGGAGUGUCUGGCCCGCCUGGCCGCUGCCUUCCCCGUCGCCUACCUGGAGCCCCACCUGAAUGAGUACAACAUGUUCUCUGUGUACAACACCAAGACCCCCCGCGAGAGAGCCCUCCUGGGGCUGCCUAACCAGGUGGAGGAGAUGUGCCCGGACAUCCCGCCGCUGGACAUCCUGAUGAAGGAGAUCGGGGACCUGGCGGAGUCGGGGGCGCGCUACACCGAGAUGCCUCACGUCAUCGAGAUCACGCUGCCCAUGCUGUGCAACUACCUGCCCCGCUGGUGGGAGCGCGGGCCAGAGAACUGUCCCGAGACAGAGGGGCUGAGCUGCACGGAGGUGACCUCGGAGCACCUCAACAUGCUGCUGGGAAACAUCAUGAAGAUCGUGGUCAACAACCUGGGCAUUGAGGAGGCGUCCUGGAUGAAGAGGCUGGCCGUGUUCGCCCAGCCCAUCGUGAGCCGGGCCAAGUCUGAGAUGCUGAAGUCCCACUUCAUCCCCACGAUGGAGAAGCUGAAGAAGCGCUGUGGGAAGGUGGUGGCCGAGGAGGACGCUCUGAGGCUGGAGGCCAAAUCGGAGUCCAGCGAGGCCGAGGCGAUCAUCAAGGACGAGUUCUCUGUGCUGUGCAGGGAUCUCUACGCGCUCUACCCGCUGCUCAUCCGCUACGUCGACAACAACAGGGCGACCUGGCUGACCUGCCCAGACCCUGAUGCUGAGGAGCUCUUCAGGAUGGUGGGAGAGGUCUUCAUAUUCUGGUCCAAGUCUCACAACUUCAAGCGCGAGGAGCAGAACUUCGUGGUGAUGAACGAGAUAAACAACAUGUCCUUUCUGACAGCCGACAGCAAGAGCAAGAUGAGCAAGGCUGGGAACGGACAGUCUGGAGGCUCUGACCAGGAGCGUACCAAGAAGCAGCGGCGGGGGGACCGCUACUCUGUGCAGACGUCCCUCAUCGUGGCCGCACUCAAGAAAAUGCUGCCCAUCGGACUGAACAUGUGCUCCCCGGCCGACCAGGAGCUCAUCAACCUGGCCAAGCUGCGCUACUCGCUGAAAGACACUGACGAGGAAGUGAGGGAAUUCCUGACCAACAACAUGCACCUGCAGGGCAAGGUUGAGAACUCCUCCAUUCGCUGGCAGAUGGCUCUUUAUAAGGAGCUGUCUGGGAAGGCAGAAGACUCUGAGGAUCCUGAGAAAGUGGUGAAGAGAGUCCAGGAGGUGUCUGCGGUGCUCUAUCACAUUGAGGUGACGGAGCACCCCUUCAAGUCGAAGAAGGCAGUCUGGCACAAGCUGUUGUCCAAGCAGCGUCGGCGCGCGGUGGUGGCGUGCUUCAGAAUGACCCCUCUCUACAACCUGCCCAGGCACAGAGCUUCUAACAUGUUCUUCGACGGCUUCAAACGCUCUUGGAUCGGGACGGAGGGCUACUCGUUUGAGGACAGAAUGAUCAACGACCUGGCAAAAUCUGGAGAAGAAGAGGAAGAAGAAGAGGAACCCACUGAGAAGAAGCCAGACCCCCUUCAUCAGCUCAUCCUGCACUUCAGCAGGACUGCACUGACGGAGAAGAGCAAACUGGAUGAAGACUAUCUAUACAUGGCAUACUCUGACAUCAUGGCUAAGAGCUGCCACAGCGGGGAGGAUGAAGGGGAAGGGGGAGAGGAAGAGGAAGGACAGGAGAUGUCCUUCGAGGAGAAGGAGAUGGAGAAGCAGCGGCUCCUGUACCAGCAGGCCAGGCUGCACAAUCGCGGCGCUGCUGAGAUGGUCCUGCAGAUGAUCAGUGCCUGUAAAGGUGAGACGGGCUCCAUGGUGUCCUCCACUCUGAAACUGGGAAUCUCCCUCCUCAACGGGGGCAACUGUGAGGUGCAGCAGAAAAUGCUGGAUUACCUGAAGGAGAAGAAGGAGGUGGGUUUUUUCCAGAGCACCCAGGCUCUGAUGCAAACCUGCAGCGUGCUUGAUCUGAAUGCCUUCGAGAGACAGAACAAAGCAGAGGGGCUGGGCAUGGUGACUGAGGAGGGGACUGGUGAGAAGGUGAUGGCAGACGAUGAAUUCACUUGCGACCUCUUCAGAUUGCUGCAGCUGCUCUGUGAGGGACACAACAACGAUUUCCAGAACUACCUGAGGACUCAGACAGGUAACACCACCACGAUCAACAUCAUCAUCUGCACUGUGGAUUACCUGCUCCGACUCCAGGAGUCCAUCAGUGAUUUCUACUGGUACUACUCCGGGAAGGACCUGAUUGACGAGCAGGGCAAGAGAAACUUCUCCAAAGCAAUGACCGUCGCCAAGCAGGUCUUCAACAGCCUGACUGAGUACAUCCAGGGCCCCUGCACUGGUAACCAGCAGUCUCUGGCUCACAGCAGACUGUGGGACGCAGUGGUUGGUUUCCUGCACGUCUUCGCUCACAUGAUGAUGAAGCUUGCUCAGAUGCACCUUCCAGCCGGACCCCGGAAUGGCGACCACUUUUGGACUAGGACUCACUGUGAGGACUCCAGCCAGAUCGGUUUACUGAAGGAACUGCUGGACCUGCAGAAGGACAUGGUGGUCAUGCUGCUCUCCCUGCUGGAAGGUAACGUCGUGAAUGGGACCAUCGCCCGUCAGAUGGUGGACAUGCUGGUGGAGUCCUCCAGCAACGUGGAGAUGAUCCUCAAGUUCUUCGACAUGUUCCUGAAGCUGAAGGACAUCGUGGCUUCCGACGCCUUCAAGGACUACGUGACCGACCCGCGGGGGCUGAUCUCCAAGAAGGACUUCCAGAAAGCCAUGGACAGCCAGAAGCAGUACUCCCCCUCAGAGAUCCAGUUCCUGCUCUCCUGCUCCGAGGCUGACGAGAACGAGAUGAUCAACUACGAGGAGUUCGCCAACCGCUUCCAGGAGCCCGCCAAGGACAUCGGCUUCAACAUCGCCGUGCUGCUGACCAACCUCUCGGAGCACGUCCCCCACGACACGCGGCUCCGGAGUUUCCUGGUGCAGGCGGAGAGCAUCCUGGGGUACUUCCAGCCUUUCCUGGGGCGCAUCGAGGUGAUGGGUCCCAGCAAGAGGAUCGAGCGCAUCUACUUCGAGAUCAGCGAGACCAACCGCGCCCAGUGGGAGAUGCCGCAGGUGAAGGAGUCCAAGCGGCAGUUCAUCUUCGACGUGGUGAACGAGGGCGGCGAGUCCGAGAAGAUGGAGAUGUUCGUGAACUUCUGCGAGGACACCAUCUUUGAGAUGCAGAUCGCCUCGCAGAUCUCGGAGUGCGAGGAGGAGGAAGGGAAGGAGGAGAGCGACGAGGAGGAGGGAGCGGGAGGAAGAGGAGGAGGAGGAGGAGAGGAAGGAGGAGGGGACGGGGAAGCAGGAGGCGACGCCGCCGAGCCCGGGUCUGCUUUCUCGGAGUUCGUCAACGGACUCCUGGAGUUCCUGGGCAUGUUCACGUUCCGGAACCUGCGCAGGCAGUUCCGCAGGCUCAAGAGGAUGACCCUGAAGGAGGUGGUGGUGGGGCUGUGGUCCUUCUUCUGGGCUCUGCUGAUGGGCAUCCUGCACUUCGUCUACAGCUUCUGCAAGGGCUUCUUCCUGCUGGUCUGGACCACCCUCUUCGGGGGAGGGCUGGUCGAGGGGGCCAAGAACAUCACCGUGACGGAGAUCCUGGCCAGCAUGCCCGACCCGACCCAGGACGAGGUCCACGGGGACCUGCCCAGCGAGGGGGGGAGCAAGGAGGAGCAGGAGGCUGCAGGGACGGUGGAUUCGCUGGACCCCUCGAAGGGGGAGGAGACCACCGACGACUCAGCUGACAUGUACGGGGCGGAGAGGAAGGAGCUGGGACCCCCCGGGGGGCUGGGAGACAUCGGGGAGCCCACCACCGUCGAUCCCCCCACCCCCGAAGGAACCCCGAUAGCCAGUAGGAAAGUGCAGACACUAGAAACCAAAGUGAUCGAGGAACCCCCACCGGAGCCGGAAAAAGCAGAUGUGGAGAAUGGAGAGAAGGCAGCGAAGGAGGGGGGCAGACAGGCAGAGGAAGGAGGAGAGGAAGACGAGAAAGAGAAAGUGGCACGCAGGAAGAAAACGAAGAGAGAGAAGAAGCCGGCGGAGUCCGAGGCCGGGUUCGAGUUCUGGAGCGAAGUGGAGAUUCAGAGGAUCAAGUUCCUGAACUACCUGUCCAGAAAUUUCUAUAACCUGCGCUUCCUGGCCUUGUUUGUGUCGUUCGCUCUCAACUUCAUCCUGCUGUUCUAUAAGGUGUCAGAGUCCCCCUCUGGCGACGAUGAUUUUGAAGGCUCGGGUCUGUUCGAGCAGGAGAUGGAAGGGUCUGGGUUCGAGGAAGGAGGGGACGAGGAUGAGGAGGACAGCGUGGUCUAUUUCUUCCUGGAGGAGAGUACGGGGUACAUGCAGCCCACCCUCUCCUUCCUCUCCAUCCUCCACACUCUCAUCUCCUUCCUCUGUAUCAUCGGGUACAACUGCCUCAAGGUUCCUCUGGUCAUCUUUAAGAGAGAGAAGGAGCUGGCCAGGAAGCUGGAGUUUGACGGUCUCUACAUCACUGAACAGCCUGAGGACGAUGACAUCAAGGGACAAUGGGACAGACUGGUCCUCAACACACCCUCUUUCCCAAGCAACUACUGGGACAAGUUUGUGAAAAGAAAGGUUCUGGAGAAGUACGGUGAUAUCUACGGCAGGGAGAGGAUCGCGGAGCUGCUCGGGAUGGACCUGGCCUCUCUGGAUAUCAGCACGCAGCACGAGAAGAAGCAGGAGCCCGACAGCUCUGUGCUGUCCUGGAUCACCUCAAUCGACAUCAAGUACCAGAUCUGGAAGAACGGAGUGGUCUUCACCAAUAAUUCCUUCCUCUACCUGGUCUGGUACAUGGUCAUGUCGAUGCUUGGUCACUACAACAACUUCUUCUACGCCUGUCACCUUCUGGACAUCGCCAUGGGGGUCAAGACGCUCCGCACCAUCCUGUCCUCCGUGACACACAACGGGAAGCAGCUCAUGAUGACGGUGGGGCUGCUGGCGGUGGUGGUGUAUCUCUACACCGUCAUCGCAUUCAACUUCUUCCGCAAGUUCUACAACAAGAGCGAGGAUGAGGAUGAGCCAGACAUGAAGUGUGACGACAUGAUGACUUGUUACCUCUUCCACAUGUACGUGGGGGUGCGGGCGGGCGGGGGGAUUGGGGACGAGAUCGAGGACCCCGCGGGGGACGAGUACGAGCUGUACAGGGUGGUCUUCGACAUCACCUUCUUCUUCUUCGUCAUCGUCAUCCUGCUGGCCAUCAUCCAGGGUCUGAUCAUCGAUGCCUUUGGCGAGCUGAGAGACCAACAGGAGCAAGUGAAGGAGGACAUGGAGACUAAGUGCUUCAUCUGCGGGAUCGGGAGCGAUUACUUCGACACGACUCCACAUGGCUUCGAGACGCACACGCUGGAGGAGCACAAUCUGGCCAACUACAUGUUCUUCCUGAUGUAUUUAAUUAAUAAGGAUGACACAGAACACACAGGGCAGGAGUCCUACGUGUGGAAGUUGUAUCAGGAACGCUGCUGGGAUUUCUUCCCGGCUGGAGAUUGUUUCCGGAAGCAGUAUGAGGAUCUACUGGGAUAAAAAAUAAAUAAAUAUUGGGAUGGAUGAGGGACGUUUGACACAUAACAAACAAACAAACAAAUAACACACACACACACAUCGCCCUCCUACCCCACAGUGCAAGAGAAUACACAGAGAGAGAGAGAGUUAGCUAAUACAAAUUCUGUAAAUACUGAUCGACCGACCCCCCCCCCCCUUAAAAAAUUGGGAAAACUGCAUUUUACUGUGUUAUUCAAGAAAAAAAAGUGUGCUGUCUCUGUUAAGCCCCACUGUCAUCUAUGCUUGCAGGAGCACUGGGUUUAGUGGGGGAAGGUUACUGGGAACCAGUCUCUGAAUGGUUUACGGGUGUGUGUGACCCAGUAACCACCUACCAUUGAUUUCACACUUUAUUAAAAAUAAUAAAAGAAAAAUGGGUUAGGAAAUCUGCUAACCAAAAAAGAAAAUGUUAAAAAAAAAAAUGUCACUAAAACACAGUAAACAAGUUGAUAAAUAGAACGUGGUAGCGUUUUGAACUAUGAUGUGCCUUAUCUCAACAAGCCUGGUAGGCUGGCCAGGGGAUUUGCUGUCACGAGUAACUCGCCUCGGCUCAGCGAUCCCUGCGCGAAACAAAGCAGCGGAAAGUUGGGAAGCGUCACACGUCAUUUACGUUUCUCUUGUGUUUGAAUACAGCGUGUGCUUCAGUCACUCAGAGUGGUUCUGGGUCCUGCUUAUCCAACAUUGAGUUCAUUUAUUAUCUAAUUCCGCUUUCAGCUCGCUUUGAGCUUAGCUUGAUUUUAUAUAUAUAUAAAUAUAUACACACACGCACAUACCCGAUUGCAAACACCAUGCAACAGCAAAGGGAUAUCUAGAAAACAAAGUUAACUGCUAAGUUAUCGGAUUUCAGCGCUGCCAUCGCCGAUGUAGUCCAUAUAGAGAUCGGAAAUCCCUUUCACGCAAAUACCUGAUGUGGGGGGGGGGCUGGGGGGGGGGGACUGCAAUACCAGACACAGCCAGCAGAGGGGGCUGCUCAAAUCAAUGUAUACUAUAGUGAACAAACAAAAUAUAAAUCUAUAUAUACUGUAAAUACUGUGUGUGUGCAGAAGGCAGGGUUGUGCCAUGGUAAUGGUUUCUACCUGUCUUGUCGGCACAUUAUCACUCUCACUCCCCCCCCUUUUUUUUUCUGACCCCCCCCCCCACCUUACUGCCUUCUCCGCUAACAAACCCCAGCUGCCGAAUGAAAGAAAAUCGUACGCUUGCUUUAUUUAUUUUGUGUCGCUUGUUGGAAGGUUUUUUUUUUUUGGUUUUUUUUUUCCUUUCUCGCUUCUUUAUUAUAAACUACUUUGUUUGUCUUUUUCUUUCAUUUUAAUUUAAUUUAAUUAAUAUUUCUUUUGGCUGUUUAUACGAAGAGAGGCGUUAGCGUUUGAGUUGAAUGUCCCCCCCCGAACCUCAGAUCUCAAGCUGGGAGUGAAGCAGGGAAGCAGUGUCCACAACAGCAUUGAAUGAACAUAAUCACUGAUGCCACAGUGUACCCAAGCAAACCCAUAUAUAUAUAGAGAGAGAGGGAUUUAUAUAGAUAUAGAUAUAUUUACAGCAAACAAAAAUUAUCAAGCACAUUCAAGUCUUGACACUGUUUCAUUUUAUAAAGAUGAUGAAAAAAAAAAACCAGGAUGGCAAUUUAUUUUAAAUCAGAAGUUGAUUAUUGAUUAUUGUUCUUGUUCCGUCUUUUCUUUCUCUUUUAUUUAUUGAUCACCGGUGGCAAUAACUAUCCUGUUCUGUACCUGUUUUUGUUUAUUGUCCUUGCAAAAAUAAUAAUAAUAAUAAUAAUAAUAAUAAUAAUAAUAUAUUCUAUUAAAGCAUAUGUUUUCAGGGAGUUCAGAACAAGUUGUCUUGGUGUCGCUCGCUUCACUUCUGUAAGAAGACAAACCAUGUCAAUUAGUUUCAAAUAAAACCAUUUAAGCACUGCUGUAA